AGCCCUCAUCUGCCCCACAACAACAGGGCGAGCGCUGCUACUUAAGGCGGGGAAAGACAUUGCGAGGAGCAGAGCUGUUGAAUCGAGGCAGUGGGAAGAGCUCUGAGUUCGCGGAAAGCAGCAGGAAGGAGGCGACACAAAGUGUGUACGACACAGGACGCUGCCUUGCCCGCUGAGUUCCUCCGGCACUUUGUGUUUUUGCUCCGGAUUCCAGCAUCUGUGGUUCAGCAGCGGCGCGGCGCAGACCACACCCGGAGUCCCAGGAUCCAGGCCCAGUCAUGGCGGAGAGCGCGGAACUGCUUAGCGCUUCGGCGCAGCUAGCGGAGAACAUGGCGAAUGCAACUGUAGCGAUGGGGCUGUUGAAGGAUGUAGCCAAGUUCGCCGCCGCGGCCGGUGUGAUGUCGGGAAUCUUCCAGGUGGGCGGCAUCAUUCUGCAGCUGGCGCUGGGAAAGCAGGACAGCGAGGAGCUGACAUAUAUGAAGGAGCAGUUCCAGAUCGUCAAGAACCAACUGGAUGUGAUUUCUGAUCAGAUCGGGGACGUGCUGAGGGAGAUCGAGAUGAGCACGGUCGAUAACCAGUAGUUCGCCAUCGAGGAGAACCUCAAGAACCAGUUCCGCAAAUACAUGGAGAUCCUGAGCUCAGCGCCCGAGUUCCGCGACAAGGAGCGAGACGAGUUCCUCGACCACUUCGUCGCGACCAAGGGCGACCAGAACCUGCACACGCUCUUCGACGGGAUCAUGGGCAACGCCGCCGUCUUUGGGAAGCCCAUCCUGGAGACGGCCAUGAGCUAUGACCAAAGGAACCGGCGCCUGAUGGAAAGCAUGUGUUGCCGGCUGAAGGAGCUCUUCUGCAUCGGUCUGAUCGCUCUCCUGGGCCACGCCGCCGUCACCGGCAACGACGUGGAGGCGUUGAAGAAAGAGUGGAACAAGAAACUGGCGAAAGUAGAAGCCAAAAUGAAAUCCAUGGUAGAUCAGUGCGUCAGCGAGUUUGCGCAGCAGGCAGAGAUAGAUGUCGAGAAGAUGGUGACGGACAAGGGGGGGAGAGAUAACAAGGCGUGCACCACCUUUAUCCUGAAGGGACUAGAGGAUAAAUACGACUGGGUCCGCUGGUCAGUGCGCGUCUAUAAUCCAGUCGGGGGCUUUGACAAUCACUGUGUUGAUGGCCCAAACCGCUUUCAUUUUUUCCGGCUCAAUGACGUCAACGUGGUUGUGUCCUACGCCAUCGACCCAAACUCAAUAGACGAGGCACAUAUCGGCCAGUUGAUGGAGGGCAAGGAUGGCUGGAGUGACGCCAGAAAAGUGGUCGACUUCAUCACCGACGUCACGCCCAACUACAUGGUCCACGCGGUCAAGCGCUUACAAGGCCUGUGGAUGAGCAAUAACUUCCCCGACGGCUGCCACUUCUGGGAGAACUACAGUGGGGUCACCCUCUGUGUCCACUCCACAUGAUGGCCCCAGGAGCGAGCCGGUCCCGUCAUGGCGGGGUAUGUUAGAAAUUAAAUUGAUCAAAUAUGUGAUUAAAAUGAAUCCGGACCCAAUCAGUUCAGUGUCCGCGUCCUAGAUUUAUCAGCGUUACAAUUCGUCGCUUGGUGUGCAACCGGUGAGCAGCCGCUUCCCCAGUUUACUGACCGUCCGCUGAACACCAAGCGCUGCAGACACGACCCUGUCUGGUUACCUCCUGCACUCAGCAGCCGCUGCCCGGCAAACAACACAAUGGCCACCGGCAGCGGGGUCUUCUGAUGCCCUUUAUCCUUGUAGAUCAAUCGUUGUCAUUGCUUGGCUGUGCUUAAAGUGAUUAAUCGGUUCUGUGAAAAUAUAUACGAUGUACAUGUUAAUCAGUUCAAUAAAUUCGAAUCACAA
This is a messenger RNA of Leucoraja erinaceus (little skate), 1859 nucleotides long. RefSeq names its product protein rapunzel-like. The transcript has 3 exons. Lineage: Eukaryota; Metazoa; Chordata; Chondrichthyes; Rajiformes; Rajidae. The record is from RefSeq and is a predicted model, not a curated record.